CGGCCACAAAACGAAACGGAUAAAGCGAUCGCGGCGAGAGAAGGGAGGAACCUGCGACCAUGGCACUGCUCUCCUCGGCCGCCGCUCCACCCAUUUUCCCUUCUUGAUCCGGAGCCAUCUUCCGAACACUUCUCCUCCUGUCUCUCUCAACUUCACAGGAGAUGCUUCGCGCCAAACCCUCUUCUUGUCCUCGGAGGAGACUGGUACUCACCGGACGCCCCAUGGUCUUCGCGUGGAUUCCCGAUCCACCGACUCCCACCUAUGCGAGCAAGAAAGGUUGAAAUUUGUGAUGGCCUGGGGUCGGGUGCGGCGGGGCGCUGGGGGAGAGCGAUUUCGCGUGUUGCCACAAGAAAGGUUGAAAUUUAACUGGUGGGGUUCUCUCUCCUUGGGGGAAGCUGUAUCGGACGACGAGCUGUGGGCCGCCGUACGCCUCCGGGUUCGCACCUUCUAUAAGUUCAAUGAGUCCUUUGGUAUCGACGUGAGAAUCAUAAACAAGCAGCUCAAUUUGCUGGAUCUUCUCAUAUAUGAAAUGCUGUAAAAAAAAUUGCUUUUGAUCGAUUUGCUCUUAUGGUAUUCAGUAUCAUAUUGAUGGUUUUUGUUCAUUUUCAAGUUCUGUUAGGAUUACAAGACGUAUGUUACAAAAGGGAAUUCGAUGGUUUGCGAGAUCACAUUGCUGGAAGAACUCCAGGAUACAAUGCAGUUGCUUGUAUAAAUGGCACACUCCCAGUCUCCACAUUUAGUGGUUAUGCAGAAGAACUCUGCUCUCUAUGUAAGUUUUUGCGCAAUGGAGAAGAACAUGUAGUUGUGGGAACCUUGGAUGUAAAUUGGUGCCUCCAAUUGCCUGAUAAAUUGACAGGAAUUAAGCCCAAGGGAAUUGGAGUUGACCUCAUGAGGGCAUAUAUAAGUAAUGUAUGCGUUGCUGAGGAGCAGCAAAGAAAUGGUUUGGGCUAUGCAUUAAUUUCCGAAUCCAAGCAAGUUGCUCUCUCUUGGGGCAUAACUGAUCUAUAUGUUCAUGUUGUGGCCGGCAAUGAAGGAGCGAGAAAGUUAUACGAUAAGAGUGGUUUUGUUUACGAAAGCGAAGAGCCUGCUUGGCGAGCAAGAUUUCUCGGAAUGCCCUGAAGAUAUUUGUUUUGGGCUAAUUUAGAUAAACCAUGUACUUUAGUAGAUUUUAUAAGCUAUUAAGCUGGUCUGUGUUUGUAACUUGCAUUUGUAUGUAUAAUUUUUCUUUCUUUUGUUUACACAAUAAUGUUCAUUGUACUCUCAUUUAUAAAC
Messenger RNA from Zingiber officinale, 1272 nucleotides. RefSeq lists its product as uncharacterized. The transcript is spliced from 4 exons. Bases 568 to 1119 code for a protein of 183 amino acids. Gene Ontology annotation, molecular function: acyltransferase activity, transferring groups other than amino-acyl groups. Gene Ontology annotation, cellular component: chloroplast. The record is from RefSeq and is a predicted model, not a curated record. NCBI's taxonomy places the organism in Eukaryota, Viridiplantae, Streptophyta, Magnoliopsida, Zingiberales, Zingiberaceae.